AUGGCCUCAUCUACGUUCAACUUUGACAUGGUGGUACUUGCAGUGGAAGAACGUUCGCAUGGGGAUGAGGAAGAAGAUGAGUGGGAAGACAUUGAGUGGGACGAGGACAUUCGAGAGGAGCUGGAUGAAGACCUUGAUUGUGUCGACGACAUCGACAUCGACUUCUCGGUCGAAUCAGCAUAG
Molecule: messenger RNA, 183 nt
Organism: Bacidia gigantensis
Lineage: Eukaryota; Fungi; Ascomycota; Lecanoromycetes; Lecanorales; Ramalinaceae
Exons: 2
Coding region: 1-183 (60 amino acids)
Source: RefSeq, a predicted model, not a curated record